AAACAUUAGCCGGCUCCCUCUGCGCCCGCCGCUGGCUCCCGGGGCGCAGAGUGGGGCCACAGUCGCAGCCGCUGCGUCGCGCUCUCCAGCUGUUACCCUCCAUGUGCCCGGGCUCCCUCGCUCCCCUUCCUCAGGCCGCUGUUUACCCCGGGGUCUAUGGAAGGACCCCUCAACCUGGCUCAUCAGCAGAGCAGACGAGCAGAUCGUUUAGUAGCUGCAGGGAAAUACGAAGAGGCUAUUUCUUGUCACAAAAAGGCUGCAGCGUAUCUUUCUGAAGCUAUGAAGCUGACACAGUCUGAGCAGGCUCAUUUAUCACCGGAACUGCAAAGGGAUAGUCACAUGAAACAGCUUCUCCUCAUCCAGGAGAGGUGGAAGAGGGCAAAGCGGGAGGAAAGAUUGAAAGCCCAGCAGAGCACAGACAAGGAUGCCGCUGCCCAGCUUCAGGCAUCUCACAGACCGUCUGCUGAGGACGCAGACAGCCAGAGCCCCCUGCUCUCUCAGAAUUACAGCCCUUCCACAGAGAAACACUUGCCUGAGAUUCAGGGGGUCUUUGACAGGGAUCCAGACACACUACUAUUUUUACCUCAGCAGAAGAGCGAGCCAACAGAGCUGUGCAUUGGAAGCAAAGCCCCAAGAGAUGAUAAAACAAUUGUAGAGGAGCAGGCAACCCAAAUUGCAGAUUCGAAGAGGCAUGUGGAAUUCCUCGUGGCUGAGAAUGAAAGAUUAAGGAGAGAAAAUAAACAGCUAAAGGCUGAAAAGGCCAGACUUCUAAAAGGCCCGAUAGAAAAGGAGCUUGAUAUAGAUGCUGAUUCUGUAGAAAAGUCAGAGUUACGGAGCUUGCCACCACAUGCAGAAACCGCUACAGCCUCUUCAGCCUGGCAGAGGCUUGCAUCAAACACUGGGAAAGCCAAGGUAUUCCAAUACCCAAUCUUCCUCCCUUGGAUUUUCCAUCUCCAGAACGUCCCCUCGUGGAACUCUCUGAAGAUACUCUGAAAGGACUUAUGAAUAAUUAAAAUGGA
Orcinus orca (killer whale) is the source of this 1019-nucleotide messenger RNA. RefSeq names its product nuclear receptor-binding factor 2-like. Lineage: Eukaryota; Metazoa; Chordata; Mammalia; Artiodactyla; Delphinidae. The coding region runs from base 157 to 993 and encodes 278 amino acids. Gene Ontology annotation, biological process: autophagy. The record is from RefSeq and is a predicted model, not a curated record. The transcript has a single exon.